AUGGCUUCGCCUUCCAACGUAACGUUUCCUGGAAGGAUGCUGACAGACCCUAAAAGUAGGGGAAACAUGGCCUUUCUAGAUAUGUCUCUAGAUGACAUUAUAAUGCAUAGAAAGAUAGGAAAUACAAGCACUGAAGAAGGAGGGAAUGAAACACAGAACUGUGGAAAAAUGCACUCAGUUUCAAGAGGGCGAUCAAAUGCUCCUGGGCAUCACCGGGAGAAAGAUGAUAUUGAAGAAAGAAAUCAUGGUAAAAAACCAUACCAAGAAUCUUCUGGAUUCAAGUCUGGACAAAGCCCUUUAAACAGGCAGCCUUUAAUUAAGCAGGAGAAGUGCAAUGACCAGUCUAAGACCCAAGCAGAGAGGAAUGGAGGCCAAUCAGAGGAGAAAAGAUCUCAAGACCAACUGGAAGAAAAUCGACACCAUUCAGAGAGAUCUCAGGGCCACUCAGAGAGAUCUCAUUGUCAAUCUAAGAGGUCUCAAGGGCAAUUAGAGAGAUCUUAUGGCCAAUCAGAGAGAUUUCAUGGCCAAUCAGAGAGAUCUCGUGGCCACACAGAAAGAUCUCAUGGCCAAUCAGGGAGAUUUCAUGUUCGAUCAGAGAGAUCGCAUGACCAAUUAGAAGAUCUUGUGGCCAUUCAGAGAGAUUUCAUGGUCACUCAGGGAGAUCUCAUGACCACUCAAAGAGAUCUCAUGUCCUAUCAGAGAGAUCUUAUAGCCAAUCAGGGAGAUCUCAUGGUCAGUCAGAGAGAUCUCAUGGCCAAUCAGGGAGAUAUCGAAGAUACUCACCAGCAGGAAGAUUCAGAGCAUCACCCCAAAAGGAGUCUGAAUUUGAGAGGUAAAAACAUAAUGAAUACUUAA
This is a messenger RNA of Equus quagga, 855 nucleotides long. It is a transcript of the gene LUZP4, whose product is annotated as leucine zipper protein 4. The record is from RefSeq and is a predicted model, not a curated record. Lineage: Eukaryota; Metazoa; Chordata; Mammalia; Perissodactyla; Equidae.